This is a messenger RNA of Necator americanus (New World hookworm), 519 nucleotides long. RefSeq lists its product as uncharacterized. Lineage: Eukaryota; Metazoa; Nematoda; Chromadorea; Rhabditida; Ancylostomatidae. The transcript has 2 exons. The record is from RefSeq and is a predicted model, not a curated record. The coding region runs from base 1 to 519 and encodes 172 amino acids.
AUGGAGUUUGAGAAGGCGUGGGAGGACAGGAACCCGCGGAAAGCCUAUGCUCUACUAAGCAGCAAAAUGAAAAGGUGUUCUCCUGUGCUCAACACUGCCAAUGGAGUUGCUGUCGGCGAAGCAACCCUUCCAAUUUGGAAGGAACACUUCAAGACUUUGCUGAACCGGCUAGCACCGUCAGCUCCUGAACUCGAACACGUUCAUAGACCGACAUAUGCGGUUAACGAGGAGCCACCGGGUCGGAGGUCCUGCCGCGUUCGACUCUCCUCGCCGGGGACGUCUUCUCAACUCACCGAUGGAGUACCAGAAAAAUUCGUUCGCUUGCUUGAUGACAUGAAUCAACGAACAACUGCUGCAGUUCGAACAUCAGCCGGAUGUACAACACCGUUUGAAGUGGUAACUGGAGUAAGACAAGGGGCAGUGGCAGGACCUUUCCUGUUCAAUUUCGCAAUCGACGACAUUAUGCGAAGAACAAUCGACAGGUGUCCUGCCGACAUUGUCUUAGCACCAUCAGGUUAA